AUAAAAAGCACUAAAAAACCAUAUUUAUAUUAAAAAAAAAAACAUAAAACUAUACACUAGCUACGCUAAUAAAUAAAUAAAUAAAUAAAAAAAUUAAAUAAAUUUUCAAAUAAACAAAUAAAUAAUCUCUUUAACUUCUAUUUCUCAUAAUUAAAUCAGCUCGCUAAUAAUAAAAACAACAACAUCAACAAAAAACGAAAACCCACACGCUUUAAAUUUAAUAAUAAUAAUUAUAAACUUAAGUUAAAAAUUUAAACUAAAAACAAAAAAAAACAAAAAAAAAAUGGGUGAUGAAAUCGAUGAACGUACUCUCAGAGAGAAAUUACUCUUUUAUACAACUGCCUUUUUCAUAUUGCUUGGUACAUUUAGCCUGUUUGCAUUUUUAUUUUUGGUACCAUUCGUCAUAGAGCCAGCUUUUACUACCAUUUUUAUGGAAUUCGAAGAGGUGCCCGCUUUGUGUGAAACCUUUUCCAAUGUACGACGUUUUGGGGCACGCAACUGCAGUUGGGCAUCAUGUCGUGAGGGUUGUACUAAGGAAAUCUAUGAUUGUACACAAAUACUGGUGAACUAUCGCCUUAACAUGUACAACUAUACGGAUGAGUUUAAUGUCACCGAAUAUCAUAUAAAUCUGAAGGAAUCUGAAAAGUAUGUGCCACCGGUAAAGCGUACCGAUCGUUAUACACGUGCCAUACGUGAUGAUUAUGAAUAUGAUUUGGGUGGCAGUGAUCCGAUGAUCAGUUCUUUAGAGGGUGGUGGAAAUGUUGGUGGUGGUGGUUUGGGGGGCGGUGGCGGUGGCAUGGUUAUGGAACAUUUAACCUUUGGCGAUGAAGACGGUUCGAAUGGUUAUCUUAUAGAAGAUUCUGCUAUAGAUCCCGAUAAUACAUUCAUCAAUGCCGAUGGCAAUGAUGUAUUCGAGGAAAUAUCGGAAUUGAAUAGAGGCCUUAUUAACAAUAGCGGCAUGUAUUUUUUCGUUGGUGCCCAUCUGUAUCCUAAUGUCAAGGGUUGUGGUUAUCCGCCCAUGUUAAAUUGUACCAUAUGGCUGAAACGCUAUACGACAAUUGGUGUUAAAUUUCCCUGCUACUACUCAAAAGUGGAUCCUAGUGUGGUCAUUAGUCAUUUGGACUAUUGGCAGAAUACCCUAAAUUUGGUGUAUUCCAUGGCCAUACCCAUACCCUCGUUCAUAAUAUCUGUGAUCUAUUUGACCUAUGCCUACUUUAAAAUCUACAAUGAAGACGAAGAAACGGCUCCGUUAGAUAAGAAUGCCGAAGAUAUGGAUAUCGAUGACGAGGGUGUGGAUGAUAGUGAUGGUGCUGCGCUGGCUGAUAAUGCUGCCGGCAGUCAAAUUAUCAAUAUACACGAUUCGACGACCGGCGAGAGUUGCAUAGUUGAUGGUGUUCUACCAAAUGGUGGUCCCGGCAUGACCACCUCCAUAUCACAACAUGGUUCGGUAACAACACCGGGCCAGUAUCGUGUUCAAACGCCUGGUUCCCAGUUGACUCCGAAUUCGGAGAUUAACUCCUUUGGCCAUCAGCUAAAAGUCCAGAUGGCCGAUGAACUGUCCAGGGAUUCAUUGGAUAAUGGUGUUAUAUCAACUUCCAAUUCGGUGCAAGGGAACCUAAGUAAAACCAUGACGACGAGUAUUUCAACUCCACCUGGGCCGGUGGCGGCUGUAUAAAAUAGAAUCCCCUCUAAGAACUGGAGUAAAUAUAAUUUAGCGACUACAACAACAACAAAUAGUUUUUGGAACAAAAUCCCUAAAUGGAUUAAAAAGUUAAAAAAGAAAUUUUUAUUUACUAAAAAAAUAAAAUACUCUACUUUAGAUAAUUAUUAGUGCAAUAAACUGCAAUAAAAAUAAAUAAAUUUAAAACAAAAAUAAAAAUAAUUCUUAACAAAAAUGCAAUGCAAUUUAAUAGUAAACAAAAAGAAAAUUACAUUCAAUUAGUAUAAUUAAUUAAUAACUAAAAGUAAAACUAUUUAUGCAUUCAUACCUUUUUUUUUAAACUAAAAAAAAAUCAUAAAACGAUAUUUAAAAUUAAAUAUAAAAUUAAAAUCAUUGCAUUAAAUGAUAUAACCUAAAUACCUUCAAUUAAAUCGCCUAAAUAGACUCGAAAUCAUCUUAAUUUAAGAGCAAUUUCAAUAAACUCUAACUUAAUCUCAUUUUCAUAAUAUUACACUAAAAGGCUUAGUAAUUGACUAGGAAUCAAUUUCUGAAUUGGUUAAGCCUUGACUAUAGUUGACUAUUUUUUAAAUAUUUUUUUUAGAAAUAUUGUACAUUUCAUAUUUAGUGUUCUAGAAUGAAUCCUCUUUUUCUUUGAAAUCGUUGCAGUUUUUGCCAUAUAGACCUCACAAUUGGAUUUCGAUACAAGUUAGUUUAAACAUCUCUAAAGUUGGGGAGGGCAACAUUUAAAGUUCGUGAGAAGUGACACGCCCCCUAUUGCUAAUUUGGAUUCAAACUCUAAGUGUUUUCAAAAUAUUCCAAUUUUUGUUUUUAAUUCAUAUCGGAGGUGUUACGCCCCCUUAUUCUAUUCCUCUCAUUAUCUUUGAAAUUGCUUAUAUGCAUUUUAAUAUUUCCCCUACAAACUUUUAGAAUUGUAUAGUUCUUAAACUUUCCCAUAUAAACUAAACUUUUUAUUUUAUUCAUAUCGAAGGGGCCACGCCCCCCAUGUCUCUAAUUUGACAUUGGGCAAUCCGGAAAAUAUUUGGACAAUACGUAGUAUAUUUAAAAUUUUCCCCAUCUUUCUUGAAUCAUAUGAACUGUGAGCCUAUGUUUUGGGGCGAUAAACGGAUCAUGUUAAUUUCGGUUAACUUUUAUUGAAAUAAACGAUUACUUCAUAAAGAGAGAAAGAUCGAUUCAAUAGCGGGAAAAUUUGGUCUAAAUAGCCGAUUAGUGCUAACUUUCGGAACAUUACCCGCUGUUAAGGUUGAGGUUAAUAAAUUACUUGUCCAUAAAAGAUAUAUACAUCUACAAUUAACAGAACCAUAUUGGAUGCCUUAGCAGUGACAAAAUAUCCAGAAAUAUUUUCCCUUCUUUUUUUCUUUGUUCUUUUGUAUAGUUUUCCGAUCCAAUACUUUCCAUCAUUCAUAACCAACGCUCUCAUCAUCUGCGAAAAUCGGUACUCAGGUCUCGAUGAAUAUUUAUGAAAUGCGAGCCUAUGUUUUAAGUCGAUGAACUUUCAAGCUAAUUUUUGGAUAAAUUAUAUUGGAAUAUAGUAGAAAGAGAGAUAGGGAUGUUCUGCUUUGAUCGAACCAACAGCCAACCGGGAAAGGUUUGGUAUAAAUAGCCAAUAAGUGCUAACUUUCAAACUAAUAUUUUUUUAAUAAUUUUUAAUUGGUCUUUGCAACAUGAAGACGUAAGUUUUAAUAUUAAACGGCUUCAUAUAUGGGUUCAUAUUUCGGAAAUUGUUUUCGGAAUAUUUUCCCCUGUUAAGGUUUAUUAAGUAGGUUCAAGUAAAUAAAUUCCUUGUCCAUGAAAGAUAUAUAAAUCUAUAAUUAACAGAACCUCCAUAUGGCAAAAGAAAUCUUAUCCAGAAAUCUUUUCUUUCUUUUUAUUUGGUCAAGGACUUUUCAUUCUUCAGAAUGCUCUCAACAUUUGUUUGCUCUAGUUGUGUAGUUGUUUUGCUGGGGUAACAGUCCUGGGCCGAUAAUAUCGGGUCAUGCCGGUACGUAGAACCGGAUUUCGAGGAAUAUUCACAUAUUUAACUGUUCAGCACACCCUACUUCACUUAGCCCAAUGGAUUUAUGAACUAACCAUAUUGAAGUAGCCCAAUUUCUUGGCUUGGACCUAAAUACAGAAUCGGCGGAUUAAAAAUCAUAUAGUUACAACAACAUUUGUUAGCAAAAGAGAGAAGACAAAAUGGUUCAUUUGUAUGGGUUUAAAGUUCACUAACUGACCUGUGAAGAAUUUGGCUUUUCUAUUCAAUUUGUUGUUGGUGCUCUUUAAACGUUGGACAACAUCAUACGACCGUCAACAGAUAUUCCAGUAAUUUUGCUCUCAGACUGAAUAUAUCAACUGUAGCUCAAAUGAAAGCCCUCGUACGUCCUCCGCGAGUUGCGGAAAGAUUUUCUUUUUUUAAGAUUUCAGGUUCAGAGCUUGUAACGGUUCACGCGAUGUGCCCUAUCCUGAUGGAGAGAAGAACUUCAUCCCAAACCCUGAGCAUGGUCGGAAUAAUAGGUAGCGCAAGUCUCCUUAAGGAUAGGUCACAUCGCGUGAACCGUUACAAAAAUUUUAAUGUAUCAAUUUACAAGAAUGCCGUUUGGACUUUGUAACGCACCGCAAUCGUUGUGCCGACAAAUGGACAUGGUAAUUCCGUACAACUUGUGGUUUCGCAGACUUUUGACGACCAUUUAACACACUUGAUGGAAGUUGCAACGAAUCUUCGAAAAGCAGGUUUGACAAUCAACGUUAAGAAAAGUAGCUUUACAUUAAGCCGUGUGAAAUAUUUAGGAUUUGUUGUAGGGAAUGGUACGUUGCAAGUGGACGCAGACAAAAUUAAAGCAAUACAAGUCUUCCCCGUACCAAAAUCAAUAAAACAUUUAAGACGAUUUUUAGGCAUGACUGGAUGGUACGGUGGUUGACGGAACUAGAAUGUUUAGUCGUAGUGAUGGCGAUCAAAAAGUUUAGAUCGUACAUUGAGGGCUUAGAGAUUAAAGUUGUGACCGAUCAUGCAAUUUUAAAGUGGUUGAUGGGUCAACGUGAUCUCUCCGUUGACCCAUCGGUGGGCAUUGAAUUUAACGAUUGAACACCAAAGCAGGAGAGAGAACGUUGUCUCUGAUACGCUAUCUCGGGCCCAUGAAGGCGAAGACUUUUUGAGCUCUAUUGAGUUGGAGACAAGGACAAAUAUUUAUGUCUAUAGAAAAUCGUUCUUUGAAAAGUAAUAAAAACAAUUUAAUCAUAACGAAUUGUUUUAUGUAAUUGGGGUCAAAAUUAACGCAUUUUUUCAAAACUACUACCGAUUUGAAAAGAAAAUUUAACUUUUUUUUGUAUCAAAACACAAAUUUUUUGAAAUAAAAUUUCAAAACUUAAUAAACAUGUUCUCAAAAAAUCUAAUUAGUAUUUUUUUGAAAAAAGAAAUUACUCAUGUAUCCUGGGAUGUUGGAAUUCUUCAAAGAGGAUCUGCAGAUAAAAUUUCUCUAAAUUAUUCAAAACUUUUUGUAUGCUUUGUUUUUUUUUUCAUUUUUAAUUUUUUGUAAUAUGAACUAUGAUAGUUCAACUUAAAAGAAAAUUACAACUGCAAUAAAUAACAUAUAAAAAUAGCUAAAA
Messenger RNA from Lucilia cuprina (Australian sheep blowfly), 5260 nucleotides. RefSeq names its product protein tipE (gene tipE). Gene Ontology annotation, biological process: regulation of sodium ion transport. The record is from RefSeq and is a predicted model, not a curated record. Gene Ontology annotation, molecular function: sodium channel regulator activity. NCBI's taxonomy places the organism in Eukaryota, Metazoa, Arthropoda, Insecta, Diptera, Calliphoridae. The coding region runs from base 284 to 1675 and encodes 463 amino acids. The transcript is spliced from 2 exons.